AUGAUCGUCUUUCUUGAUGUUUCGACCACUAUAUAUCGUCAUUUCGCACACGAAUUGAAUUCUGUAAAUGCUGCCUUGUCUGGAAGGGGUUUAGAGCCUCUCAAAUGUAAACCUUUUAGAAAAUCGUUUGAUUCUUACAUGCUUAAUGCUGAGCACUAUUUUACCCACGAAGCCGAAUUUUCUAUAUGUAGUCCAGGAAACUCUUUUGGAUUUAUGUAUGGGGGUUUUGAUCAAUGCAUAAUCAAUGCUAUUUCAAAUGAAAAUAAAAGCCCAAUGGUUGUCUGUGAGAAGAUCCAAGGAGAGAUAUUAAAGAAAAGUACCUCAUAUUUGCCGGUCAGCCAAGCCAUCUCGGUAGAUCUUCCUGCUUUAUUCGGUACUGAUUCGUACCAUUUGACUCAGUUGUGGAAGAGAUUGCGUGUAUCGAGGUUGAUCUACUGUCCUACAAUGGCCGUUCCCGAACGUCUUCCAGCUGAGAGUACUACUCCCACGCUAAUUUUCGAUUGUAUUUGGAACAUACUAAAUGUAAGUAAUUCAAAUAUUAUCAUACCUGGGUUUGGGACCGGCGUUGGUGGAUUAGACUCAAAGAAAGCCGUAAAAGACAUGAUUGCAGCCAUUCUCAUACAUACAAUAGAACUGAAUAAUGAGCUUACAAAAUCAUUGCUAGUAAUGUUUUAUUUGAACAAAAAUUGUACCGCGUUUGGUUUGAAUACCGAAACAGAAUCCAUGAGAAGCUACUUGACUGACUACGGUGCUGCUAAGGUACUAAAUGGGAACAUUGCUGUGCACUCCUGGGAAGAUCUAUUAAACUCUGUCAAGCUCUAA
Molecule: messenger RNA, 822 nt
Organism: Dujonia railenensis
Lineage: Eukaryota; Fungi; Ascomycota; Pichiomycetes; Serinales; Debaryomycetaceae
Source: the annotation of a GenBank genome assembly